Molecule: messenger RNA, 319 nt
Organism: Camellia sinensis
Lineage: Eukaryota; Viridiplantae; Streptophyta; Magnoliopsida; Ericales; Theaceae
Source: RefSeq, a predicted model, not a curated record
CUCCAUACAUUGUGAGCUUUUUUCCCAAUACUUCUCUCUUUCCUUUUUUUUUUAAUCUCUGAAAAUUUAAAACCUUUCAUUGGUCAUCAUCAUCAACCAGACUUAACCACCAUGGCUGGGCUAAAGAAAGAGUUGAAGAGCAGUGUCUAUGGCACUUCAAAGAGAAAGUCUGGCCAUGGCUUCUCAAGGAAGUGUGCUUCCUUGGUUAAGGAGCAACGUGCCCGAAUCUACAUCCUCCGCCGCUGCGCCACCAUGCUUCUCUGCUGGUACAUCCAAGGAGAUGACUAGCCCACCCACCACCACCACCACCCUCCUCCAA